Polypterus senegalus (gray bichir) is the source of this 4776-nucleotide messenger RNA. It is a transcript of the gene wasf2, whose product is annotated as WASP family member 2. Gene Ontology annotation, cellular component: cytoskeleton. Gene Ontology annotation, molecular function: actin binding; Arp2/3 complex binding; protein kinase A regulatory subunit binding. Lineage: Eukaryota; Metazoa; Chordata; Cladistia; Polypteriformes; Polypteridae. The coding region runs from base 201 to 1709 and encodes 502 amino acids. Gene Ontology annotation, biological process: actin cytoskeleton organization; positive regulation of Arp2/3 complex-mediated actin nucleation. The transcript is spliced from 9 exons. The record is from RefSeq and is a predicted model, not a curated record.
GGAGUCUUAGGACAGCCGAGAGAGACGGGCAGUUUGAACUUUGCUAGCUGGUCUUUGUGAAAAGAAGAAAAAUUCCGUAAAACGACAGACUGUCGUGCAUAGAAUAAUAUGGAUUAAUGUUGCAUCAUAUCACUAGUCGCAAUAAAGCCAAGUUUGUUAGUUUCUCCUAAAAGAUUAUUGGCCUCAUAAACUAGGUUAAAAUGCCACUAGUAACAAGAAACAUCGAGCCUCGACACCUCUGCCGACAGACUCUGCCCAACAGUAUAAAAAGUGAGCUGGAAUGUGUUACCAACAUCACCCUUUCUAACAUCAUUCGGCAGCUUGGUAGUCUCAGUAAAUAUGCAGAGGAUAUUUUUGGAGAGCUCUUUUAUGAAGCAAGCAGCUUUGCAAUACGUGUUAAUGUUCUGGGAGAAAGGAUUGAUCGGUUACAGGUGAAAGUGACACAAUUGGACCCCAAAGAAGAGGAAGUUUCUCUGCAGGCUAUCACUACAAGGAAGGCAUUUAAAAGCUCUCUUUGCCAGGAUCAACAACUUUUUACUAGAUGUACCCUUCCACAACCUGUACAGGAGACAUACAACACCUGUAAUAAACCACCACCUCUUAAUAAUCUCAGUGUAUACAGGGAGGAUGGGAAGGAAGCUCUUAGGUUCUAUACUGAUCCCUCAUAUUUCUUUGAUUUGUGGAAGGAAAAAAUGCUUCAAGAUACCAAGGACAUCAUGAAGGAGAAACGAAAGCACAGGAAAGAGAAAAAGGAUAAUCCCAACCGAGGAGCCAUGAAUCCCCGUAAAAUUAAAACCCGCAAAGAGGAGUGGGAGAGGCAAAAGAUGGGUAAAGAGUUUGUGGAGCCAAAAAAUCAGAAGGGAGAAAUUAUAGACUUCCCGGACAUGCCCAAUGGUAGUUAUGUUUCAGGAGACGAUGUUUUUAUGAAUGGCAGCUUGGACCAGAGCCAUGGAUCUUAUUCAAGCCCCACUUCUCCCAUUCCACCGAUGUCUCCUGAUGAUUUCUUACCCCCACCACCUCCUGAUAUGAGCUACCAAAAUGACAGUCAGAGAGGAGUGACAUCUCAGAAAAGGUCGAGCCUUGUUAGUCCAAGUCAUCCACCUCCAGCUCCUCCAGGAGGGCCUCUCAUUUCAAUGGGUGUUCGUCCUAGUGUUGGCCCACCCCCUGCCCCACCUCCACCCCCUCCCCCUCCUUCAAUGGGAAUUCCACCACCUCCUGCUGACUUCUUAGCUCCAGUUCCACCUCCACCUCCACCGGCCAUUCCUCCAAUCAGUAACUUUGGUUUCUCACCUUCUACACUUCCACCUCCUUCCCCUGAUAUGCCUUCCUCGUUGCCAUCUCCCACUUUGCCUCCUCCAAUGUGUGGUCCUCCACCACCUCCUCCCCCUCCUCCUCCUCCUGGACCACCACCUCCCCCUAUGUUUUCUGGUCCUGCUGCACCACCAUUACCUCCUAGUGGUAUGCCUGCCCCUGCUUUGACCAACACACCUAAAGCUCAGCCUGCCCCAGUGAGUGAUGCUCGAAGUGAUCUUCUGCAAGCCAUUCGACAAGGUUUCAAUCUGCGCAAAGUAGAGGAACAGAGGGAGCAAGAAAAGCGUGACCAUGUUGGGAAUGAUGUAGCUGCCAUCCUUUCUCGACGAAUUGCUGUGGAAUGCAGUGACUCGGAAGAUGACUCUUCAGAGUUUGAUGAUGAAGAUUGGUCUGACUAGAAUGCUUUCUUUAAAGGAACGACUUUGAAUAUCAUAAUGUAUUCUGAACUGAUUCCUGGAUUCAGUCUGGGUUUACUUUAAUUUUUUUUCUUUCUGAAAUUAUCUAACAAUGUGCCUUAACAUCUAGCAAACUUUUUGCUAAAAAAUCUUGUGUGUGUGUGUUUAUAUGUAUGUACUUAUCUUUCUUCUCUGUCAUAGAUAUCGAGUACAAACACUUUUUAAUAGCUUCUAUGACAAAAUGUGUUUGAUGCCAAAAAGGAACAAACUUUUGAUAUGUUAGAUUUCACCUUCAGUUUAUAGUUAAUUUAGUGCAUACAUUAUGUGCAUAUUUAUAGGUUAUGCAAUGCCAAAAACAGCCAUAGCAAAUAAUAAAAAAUACAAGCAAAUGUAAAAUCAUGAGACCAAAUAUUUAAGCCAAAGACCAUUAAAAUGAAUUUCUUUUUUAGGGGAAACAUUAUUAAAAUAUACAGAACGUAUCCAUUGCACUAAGACCAGACCAAAUGCAUUUUACUUACAAUCCAUUGCAUGUAAAGAAAGAAGAAUGUAAACAAGAGAUUCUUCUUUGACUUUAUAUAUAAAGUAGUAGUUUUAAAAUGUGAUAUGUAUAAAAAAAUAUCCUUUUUGAACUUUGACAUAAAUUGAUCAAAAACAAAAAGAGCUGCUUUUAGUUUGUCCAGCAGGCUCUGCACUCCUGAACAGAAAUCUGCACUUUAAUUUAGCAUCUAUGGGUAAAGGAAAAAAAAAACAAACACACACACGCACAGUGUUUUACAAAACAUGUAUUGAUUUAGUGCCAUUCUUGUGCCUUAUGUUUACCUUUAAAUAUAAAUGUAAAAAAUAUAUGCCAGAGGGGAAAAUAGUCAUCCUUUUGAUCAUAGUUUGUGAGAUCUUUUAUUUUGGCUAUAAUAUAUUUAAAAAGGAAUUAAGUAUAGGGAUGUAUACUGAUAUUUAAUAGUAGGUAAAUAAUACUUAAUAAAGUCCCAGGCAGACCACAUUAGGUGUAGGCACCCUUUUUCUAUAAAGUGUAAAUGAUUUGAGAUUUAGAUAUAAAACAGGCCAGAUUUUAUAGCACGUGUUACCAUCUAGUCCACGUGGUUAACUCCUGCAGGAGAAAUUCAGAAGUCCUGUUCAUGUUAGAGCUUGAAACAUGGAUUUCUGUAACUGGUUAGAAAGAAAGUAAUAUAGCAGGACUUGGAGGUAAAAAUGGAUUAUUGACAAACAAAUUUUAGGAAUUAAAUGGCAGAUGUCUUGGGUGAAUAGAAAACACUUUAAUGUGGUUUUGUACUUUUGUUUGGGAAGCUUGCACUGUCUGUAGAACUGCCUUUUGCUGUGUGUAAUGGUUUUGUUUUCAAGUUUUGUACCAAUGUCAUUUUAUAAAACAGUGUCUACUGUAUUAAUUGGAUUUAGACAUGUUAGAUCAUUUUAUUCUAAUGUUGCCACAUAAAAGGUAAUUUCCAAAGAUUGAACAAUACAUUGAAAGGGAGUUCAAUUUUAUAUAUGCUUGUAGGUACAGUACGUAAAAAUUCUUAUUAUUGUACAAUAUUUAUUUAGGUAGUUGCCAGUGGAGUAAGGGAUGCGGAGGCAGGAGGCAAUAUCAAAAACUACACUUGUCUGCCUGUGCUGAUUUGCAGAUUGCAGUCCAUUCAGAAAUGAGCUAGUGUCUAUUCAUGUGCAUUCAGUAUUGGAGUUGGGAUAACAGCUUUUGAUUUUAAGUUGCAGUCAGUGUGUAAUCUUUCACUGUAAAUGAUACCUACAGUAUGUUGAAUAUAAAAUCAUUAAUUUCUCUUAAUUUCUUUACCUGCAGUUACACUUGUACAACGAAUAAUAGACCAAACCAGCCUAGGCUGCUUUAUUUGUGACCAGUCAUUAUGUAUUUUGUACCCUUUUUUGGUUUUGCUUUACAGACUUUAAAGAAACACAUUGUAUUAUAAAGGGUGUUUGUGUUUUUAAUGAAAUGAUGCAAGCACGUUUUGGAAGAGAAAAAAAGACGACUCCUGCUGUCUCAUACGGGUUUAGCCUCUUGUCUGCCUGUUUCCCCAGUGUGUGCCGGGACCAAUUGAAAUAUAUUAGUAAAAUAACACACGCAGUGCUUUGAAGAACAUUCAUGUGGAAAAGCUUUAUGGUCCUGUUGUAAAUUACAAAAUAUGUCUGACAGAACACCUUGAAUAUUGCCAUAUAGUGGUGCUCACUAUUAUUACUACACCAAAGGUAGGACAUUUAAUUUCGGUCAUGUAUUACUAUUACUAUCUGCUUGUUGAUCAGAUGUGUUCAAGACAUAGUACUCUCCAACAUGGCCUUGCUGCGCAAUAGAUUGUAUUAUUUCUUGCCUUUUCCUGUUAACACAUUUUUAAGUUGAGUUUAUCAUCACUGAGUCUUAAAUACUUUGAAUCCACAUGCAUAAUAAAAAAAUAUGUACAGUGAAAGGCAAGCCAGGUGCAGAUUGUGAAUGGGCCAUAAGAAUCCUUAGAGACCAUACAGCCUUUUUCUCCAUUAUAAUUCUUUGUUUCAAGUGCCAUGUAAUAAAAAUAAGUUUUUUUCUUAUCUAUGCAAUGUCUGUCUAAUAAUCACUUUUGUUAAACAUAAAGUUUAUAUAUGAAAAUAACAAGUGUACACCUUUUUAUGGUAUUGUGAUAAGUUUUAUAUGAAUGAAAAUUGUGUUGGUCUGUUCCUACAAUAUGAAUUCUCAUAGCAAAUAUACAUACCAGGUGGUUGGGGACUCCUAUUUUUUUUUUUAUUCGUGUUUAUACUGGAUUUGUAUGGGAUUUAUUUACUCUUUUCUCAAGAUUAAUAUUAAAGUAUAACUGUGAUCAAUUUUUGAAAUAAUUACUAAUUUGUUUUUGUAUCUUCUUGUAAAGCUAAACAUUUAAAUGCUUGAUUGUCAACAUUUGUGAUUUGGACACACAGUGAUUUCUUUAUUAGCAUUUCUCUCUUUUUUUGCUGUUUUUCUCUUGGUCUUAACCAACAUUUGAAGUGUAUCAAUUGUGUUGUUUUCUUUACGUGCAUGUAAUGAGAUGUUCCAGUAAUUAUGGACAUUAAAAAGGUAAGAUAUGAAUAAGAGGCAAGCACA